This is a messenger RNA of Corylus avellana, 1128 nucleotides long. The record is from RefSeq and is a predicted model, not a curated record. Lineage: Eukaryota; Viridiplantae; Streptophyta; Magnoliopsida; Fagales; Betulaceae.
AUGAAGCUCUACUUGACCAAAAUUCAAGGUAUGCAAAAAACUUUUAAAAGGUUUUGCAUUGUUAAAAUCCCAAGAGAAGAGAAUGAGAAGGCAGACCAUUUAGCCCGUUUAGGCUCUUCAACCGAGAAUGAAUUGGGGAAUUCCGACCAGAUAAUACAAAUUCAACAACAACCUUCCAUCGUUGAGAAGGUUUGUAUUUUAACUAUCGAAGUCAUCCCUGCUUGGGCUGGAGAGAUUGUUAGCUAUCUCGAAAAGGGAAUUCUGCCAAGAGACAAGAGGAAAGCGGUGCAGUUGAAACAAAAGGCUACUCGGUUUAUCCUGGUCAACGGAGCUCUUUUUAAAAGAGGUUUUAUGUUACCUCUCCUUAAAUGCAUUUCUAAAGAAGAUGGUGAUUAUAUGCUUUGGGAGAUUCAUGAAGGAAUCUGUGGCAGUCACUCGGGAUCCCGCAUUUUGGCACACAAAGCGGUAAGAGCAGGAUUCUUUUCGCCGAGUAUGAACCAGGAUUCCAUAAACAUGGUCAAAACUUGUGACAGUUGUCAGCACUUUGCCAACAUUAUCAAGCAACCUCCCGAAGAACUUAGCUCGUGGGCAGAAGCUGAAGCUCUGGUGAAUAUUAUUGCAAAUAACAUCGAGAAAUUUCUUUGGAAAAGUGUCAUUUGUCGGUAUGGGAUUCCCCAUGCCAUUGUCACGGAUAAUGGUAAACAGUUUGACUGUGAGUCUUUUCGAGAUUGGUGUGCCGGACUUCAUGUUCGGCAAUACUUUUCAUCCCCGGGACAUCCUCAAGCAAAUGGACAAGUAGAGGCGACUAACAAAACCAUAUUCAAAAUCCUAAAGAAGAAGCUCGAUCAGCACAAAUGGGGAUGGGCAGAAAGUCUUCCCGAAGUUCUAUGGGCAUACCGCACCACCAAAAGAACCCCAACUGAGGAAACUCCUUUCGCCUUGGCCUACGAAACCAAGUGUGUCAUUCCCGCAGAGGUCGGAUCGGGGAGUUUUCGAGUGGACACGUUCAACUCCAAUCGCAACGGCGAAGGUUUGAAACUACACUUGGACUUGCUGCAGGAGAAACAAGAUCAGGCUCAAGUCACAAUGGCCGCAUACCAGCAGAGAGUUGCUCGGUAUUUCAACUGA